Nelumbo nucifera (sacred lotus) is the source of this 651-nucleotide messenger RNA. NCBI's taxonomy places the organism in Eukaryota, Viridiplantae, Streptophyta, Magnoliopsida, Proteales, Nelumbonaceae. The record is from RefSeq and is a predicted model, not a curated record.
AUGGCUCCCACAUCCAGAUUGUCUAAAUUUCAGGGAGACCCGUUUCCUGAUCCUACUCAGUAUCGUAGCAUUGUUGGGGCCCUGCAAUAUGUUACACAUACACAACCAGAUGUGGCAUUUACGGUAAACAAGGCUUGCCAAUUCCUUCAGAACCCGACCAAUGAUCAUUGGACGGCAGUAAAAUACAUUCUGCAUUAUCUCAAAGAUUCUACAUCUAAUUCUCUUGGGUAUUUAGUUGCAUUUUCAGAUGCUGAUUGGGCUGGUUGCCUUGAUUACUUUUGGUCUACUGGAGGCUAUGGUAUUUUUCUUGGGUCUCAUUUAAUCUCCUGGAGUGUGAAGAAACAACCCACCAUUGCCCGUUCUAGCAUUGAAGCCGAUUUUUGCUCAUUAGCUAAUACUACCAUCGAAUUACUAUGGCUUCAGUCUCUACUAUGGGAUUUGGGUAUUCAUCCGUCUGUUCCGCCUAUUCUUUACUGUGAGGUACGCAUGGACUUCAAGAAAGAUUUGAUGCAGCAGGCUUGUGCCAAGCAGGAGCGAGAAAACCAAAAGGUCUGCCUCCACUUCGUCGGUUUGGGGGACCGAAUGAAGCUGACCCUAUCCCACCUGGAGAAGCUCCAACAGGCCGCCACCGCCGCUGAGGAGAAGGUGUAG